Messenger RNA from Trifolium pratense (red clover), 1664 nucleotides. Its product is annotated as armadillo repeat-containing protein 7. The coding region runs from base 445 to 978 and encodes 177 amino acids. Lineage: Eukaryota; Viridiplantae; Streptophyta; Magnoliopsida; Fabales; Fabaceae. Gene Ontology annotation, molecular function: protein binding. The record is from RefSeq and is a predicted model, not a curated record. The transcript has 8 exons.
AAUUAAUAAAAAAAAAAAAAAAAAUUCAUCGGAUUCACGGUUCCUCUUCCUUCUUCGUCUUCACGAUAGUAAACUCUUCUUCCCUCUUCUCUCAUUUCCGCCGCCCAGAACCGCCCUUCUCCGUCCGUUCCAGCGUCACCAUCUCCUCUCUUCCUAUCAUCGCCGCUUGCCUCCAUCCCCUCUCUCUGUCUCAGCGCCACUCACCAGUCGUCGGCAACAACCAGACCACCUCUUUGCUAGUCGUCGUCGUCGUCGUGAUUUUUCCGACCUCCUCCGCUCUCAUUGGCAUCGCUUCACCACUUAUAAUUCGUCAGCCACCAUUCUCCGUUCUUUUUUCUUCUCUAUAGCCUCACCCCACUUGCAUCAAUCUCUUUGCACGCAAAGUGUUUGAUAAAUGUUCUGACUAAGUGUUCGCUUUUAUUGAUUGAACUAAGAACGGCAUACAUGUUCACCAAUAAUCAGAGGCAACAAGAGCGGACAGGAAGAUACGGAACUCCCAGAUUGCAAUACCUUCAGGAAUUGGUGACUCAGUUUCAGAACGCAUCCGAGGAUGAAACAAAAGAGAAGAUUUUGGCAAAUUUGGCCAACUUCGCCUAUGAUCCUUUCAAUUGUAACUUCUUGCGUCAGCUCAAUGUUAUAGAACUUUUCCUUGACUGCAUAACUGAACCCAAUGAAAAGCUUAUAGAGUUUGGCGUUGGAGGGAUCUGCAAUUGUUGUGUUGAUCCAGCAAAUGCUGCAAUUAUAACUGGAGUUGGUGGGAUUCCUCUUAUCAUUCAAUGUUUAUCAAGCCCAGUUAGGAACACUGUAAAUUAUGCACUCGGGGCACUUUAUUACGUAUGUAAUGAAUCUAACAAAGUAGAGGUUUUAAAGCCUGAAGUUAUUGAUGUCAUCAAGAGGUAUGCAGCAGCUGAAGAAGUUAGCGUGAGCUUCAGUAAUCUAGCUAAAGCUUUUCUGGACAAACAUCUAUCCGGGAACUAGAUUUUGAAGCUUUAAACAUUUAUAUGUGGAUUAAAUGAUAAUACUGGCAAAGUGGCAACUAUAAUAAUUUCCGAGGCAAUUGUGAAAGAAAAAAAUGAACAAAUUUCCCUACCUUAGACAUAUUUUAUGCGGGAUUAAGCGUUAAUACUGUGAUUUCCUUUGUUGCCAUGUCUGACAUAGAAGUUCCGGGAUUCACAGCAAUCCGAAUACUCCCUCUGAUGAGUCUUAAUCGAUUUAAAAGAGUGGAGAGUAUUUAGGCUUCAUAUCACCCCCAUUGUAAAGAACUGUCUCAAGUGGUCACAGUUUGUCAAGACCUACCUCAAGGAUAGAGGGUGUCUUUCCCAGCUUCUGAAUGCUGCUCCAUACAAGAAGGUCCCAAAAUUUGACUCAAUGCAUGAAGAGGACUCUGAUAAUGUCCUUGUUAUGGAAUUCCAUGGAACACACAGUCAGUGAUACUGGCAUUUUCUUGUAGACAAGCAAUGGCCAGUGAAAAUUGUAGCGACUAUGCAAGGGAACAGUUCAGUAUUUGAGUAUGCCAACACCCUGUAUAAUUUGUUUCAAGAGUGUUAGAUCAUACAUCAUUACUGUGUGUUGUUAUGAAGUGCAUUCUAGUUGCAGUAUUGGGUCUGGGGCAGUUUCUUCUUAUAUUUGAGACAUGAAAGAGUACUAUAUUAGAAAAGCUUUUU